This is a messenger RNA of Penicillium manginii, 1227 nucleotides long. RefSeq lists its product as uncharacterized. The transcript has a single exon. Lineage: Eukaryota; Fungi; Ascomycota; Eurotiomycetes; Eurotiales; Aspergillaceae. Bases 1 to 1227 code for a protein of 408 amino acids. The record is from RefSeq and is a predicted model, not a curated record.
AUGAACGAAGUCAUGGAGCAAUGUGAGUUGUCCCUGGGUGACUCAGGCGAGUCAAGCAAGUUUGCACUUGAGGAUCUGGGGCUCACACUCUCCCCUGGAUCACAGUCACAAUCCUUCGCCCAUACAAUGGACUUCUCCCAGUUCGAUCUCAGUAUGGACCUCGACCUCGGCCUCAUGGAUAAUUUCGAUCCUCUGACCGACUUUGAUCCCAUCGUUCAUCAAAUCGAUAUCCCCACCCUUGAUCCGACACCGGCUAAGCGUCCCCUCGAGGAGGUUUCCCCCAACGAAGCCGAGAUGCCAACCAAGCGUUCAUGCCAGUCGGUUCCCUCGCCUUCGCUUGAAUCUCUGGCCAUGCAGACACAGUCCCGUAUGGAUCUUGCCAACCGUGCCUCACCCAUGGUCUCCGCGAAUGAUUUCUCGGUUGCAGGAUCCAGCAACCCAGCCAGCGUCGCUGCAAUGACUCGGUUCGGACUGGACCCCCACGAUACCGCGGAUCCCAUCCCAACUAUUCAACGAACGGUUCCAUUCUUGUCACCCUACAAAGUGUCUAAGUAUUACCCUUCCGCCCCAUUUCUGCACAACCAUACCGUCAACGUGGAGGUUUCGAGCUCGGCCCUUCAGCAUCGGCUGAAAAACUCACAACGCCGGAUCAACGUUCUCGUCAUCGAGCGCAACAGAUAUCGCGACAAACUUCUCAGCUACAGCCAGCCUGAUCCGCGGACGGGAAAAUUGAAGAUCGACGAAAUGGAGGCAGAAAUCACGACUUUACGACGUGUGACAUCGACACAACAAACUCGGGCCAGGAAUCUCAAAACCGAGCUUCAGAACUGGCAAAAUGAGUAUACCAAUCUGGCCAGAACACACAACAACCUCCUCGCCGACUACCGAGCUUCCCAGAAAUCGCCCACGCUACCAUCGCGGCAAUCUCCCGAAUCGACCUGGGGCGCAUCCGAACCAUGGAAAGGCGCGUAUGAUCAGCUCUUGGCUGAGCAUCGCUCUUUGAUAUCUGCCUUGAAAACUCCAGGCGUGGAUCCGAUGCAAGUUCUGGACGGGCUUGGUACGCAGUUCAACAAGGCUGCUUCAACCAACUACCCGUCACCAGCUUCGAUUUCAUCGAUGUCAAAUCGACCCCCUGCUGUGCCCCAUCAUGAUGCUGUGGUGAUUGAUCUUACCGACGACGGCGCAGAGGAUGUGAGUACCCCUAGGAUUCCCAACUGUUCAAAUUAG